GGACGAAAAGAAAAUGUGCAUUCACAAGACCAACACUUAGAAAUCAUCUGUUCAUUUGAUGAUUUUUCUAAAUGUGUUCCUGAUGUGAUCAUAUUUUCUGCAGUGUUUUGAAAGAUAAACAGUCAUAUUUGGUGAAAGUCUAUUCUAAAAGUCCAGAGUUUGGCUCUUAUUUUAUUUUGGACCAUCUGGCUUAUUUUAAAGAACGUUAAGGAAUGAAUCUUGUAUUUUUUUAGUGCUUUAAAUGCAAUCAUUGAUUGAAUAAUUGUGUUUGUGGAAGCAGCAAAGGUGAGCCGGAGCGCCUGAUGCGGCGGUUGUGCUCAUGCGCAGAUACGUAGAUAGUGACUUCAUCGCCUGCUCAUUUUUCAACGCACGUCCGGCGGCCGCCGCUGCUCUGCCAGACUGGAAGAAGCACAAAGAAACGGAUCCGCCACCAUUCGGUAGACUAAUGUGUGAGCAGAGCGUUCCACGUCGACGCUGAAACGCUGUGUAGCUCUGAUUUUUGCUGCUGCCGAUUUAUUAUCAUCAUUUUUUUUCCCUGAAUGAAUUUUCCUCUGUGGCGGUGGUGCAUUCACGUACUCCUCUAAAAUGGUGAAAAGCUCUAAAUCCGGUGAGGAUGCUGGAUUCACGACCCAUUACAGCUCCGUACCAGUGUGGCAGCCAUGGGAGAGGCAGUCCAUUCAGUCAUAAUCAUACGCUGCCUCCAUGUAAAGGAAUAAUGCAGACAACAAGGGGAUCCACCUAAAUUUCUCUACAGUACAAUGAACACCACUCUAUCGCCAUCGGAGCUGGUGGUUAUGCCGAAACAGCCCACCUUCAACGGCACCCAGAUGCCUUCAGGCUGGGCUGUGAUCCACACUGCCACUCUGACCUUUUGCUCCCCCCUCCUCAUCUUCAUCUUCCUUCUGGGCUCCUAUGGCAAUGUGGUGGUGUUUCUGUCCUUCUUCGACCCAGCGUUUCGCAAGUUUCGUACGAACUUUGACUUCAUGAUCCUCAACCUGUCGUUCUGCGACCUGUUCAUUUGCUGUGUGACCGCCCCCACGUUCGCGCUGGUUCUCUUCCUGGACGCAGGAGGGCGGGACGGCGUGUCGAAGAGCUUCUGCUUUACCUUCCACUUGACCAGCUCAGGCUUCAUCAUCAUGUCGCUGGAGACGGUCGCUGUCAUCGCCUUGCACAGGCUGCGGAUGGUUUUGGGGCAGCAGCCCAACCGGACAGCCUCUUUCCCCUGCACCCUGGCUCUCACUGCUCUGCUGUGGACCACCAGCUUCACGAUGGCGGCCCUUCUCACCACGCGAGCGUACCCCCACAGAGAUGGACCCUGUUUGCCUCACUUUGGCCUGGGAACCGGACAGGCCAUGGUUGUGCUGUAUGCCUACCUGGCAGAUUUUGCGUUUUGCGUGGCUGUGGUGUCCGUGUCCUAUAUGAUGAUCGCGCGGACUCUGAGGAAGAACGCACAAGUGAGGAAGUGUCCCAUCACCAGUGUGGAUGCCACGUGCCCACCACCACCUCCCCCCCUUGUUGCAGCUGGCUUUGAAAGUAUGCAGUGUGCUGUCCAAGGACCGUCUGUGUACCGCAACCAGACCUACAACAAACUUCAGAACAUACAGAGCCACUCUUACACCAACAGGACUAGCCAGCCUUUAGCCCCAGGGGCAGCCCAAGGCGCCACCUGCUGUCAGAUGGUGUCUUCUGUCAACCUGGCCACAGCCAAAGACUCCAGGGCAGUGGUCACAUGUGUGGUUAUUGUGUUUUCUGUAUUAUUUUGCUGUUUGCCCAUGGGCUUCUCGCUGGCGCAGGAUGUUUUGUCGCCUAAAAGCAGCUUCGCCCACUACCAGUUUGAGCUGUGCGGCUUCGUGCUCAUCUUCCUCAAGUCGGGCAUCAACCCGUUCGUGUACUCGCGGAACAGUGCGGGCCUGCGCCGCCGGCUGCUCGGCUGCAUCCAGUGGGCCACUCUGGGUUUCCUCUGCUGCAAGCAAAAGACGCGCCUGCAUGCGAUGGGGAAGGGAAGCCUGGAAGUCAAUCGCAAUAAAUCCUCCCACCACGAGACCAACUCGGCCUACGUGUUGUCGCCCAAACCUCAGAGGAGGCUGGUGGACCAGGCCUGUGGGCCCAGUCACUCCAGGGACUGUGGUGGUAGUCCAAGGGUCACGGGUGCAAGAAAACCCCGCCUCCCCAGUACCUCGACGCCAAUAAACACCCGCAUUGAGCCCUACUACAGUAUAUACAACAGCAGUCCAUCUGCAGGCCCCAGUUCCCCCACCAGCCUGCAACCUGUCAGCUCUCAGGCGUUCGCCUUUGCUAAGUCCUACGUAGCCAUGCACUACCAUACUCACCAGGAUGCACUGCAAGACUUUGACAGCACAUCGGUGCAUCAGAUUCCUAUUCCUUCUGUCUAAUCAAACAACCUUUGGCAAUCCCAAUCAAUCAAAAUAUAUAAAAAAAAAAUCAACCUAACUAAUGUUUCUGAAGUCAGUAUUAACCUUUUCCUCUUCGGUAGAUGGACAUGUUUCCACAAGUAUAAACUUUCCACUGUAAUUAGACUUUUGUUAUGAAACCAGUUCACUUAUUUGAUCUGUGUAGUUUCAGAUGAUUCUUCUUCCUGUUUGACACGCAUGUGCCAUUAGAAACCAUAAUCACUAUUGAAGAUUUCAAUCAAACCAAUUUUGAGUGUUUUUUUUUUAAACCAGUUUGCAGCAUCAGGAUGCUAUGAGCCCUUGCUGAAGCCCAUGUGUGGCUGUCAGAAGCAUGUAGCUGCAACUUUAUGGACUAAAAAAAAUGUAUAUAUGAGCCUCAUGCACUUUUUUGACAAUAAAUGUAUACUACACUAGCAUCAGCACUCUGUAAUGGCCUUAAAUUGACAGAAAUUGAGCACAUUUGACAACAGUUUUUAAAGAUUUCUGGUUUGGUCACAAAAGGAAAUAAAACAAUAAAAUAUUCUUGAAAAGGUAAA
This is a messenger RNA of Oryzias melastigma (Indian medaka), 2947 nucleotides long. It is a transcript of the gene gpr75, whose product is annotated as G protein-coupled receptor 75. NCBI's taxonomy places the organism in Eukaryota, Metazoa, Chordata, Actinopteri, Beloniformes, Adrianichthyidae. The transcript is spliced from 2 exons. Gene Ontology annotation, molecular function: C-C chemokine receptor activity. Gene Ontology annotation, biological process: G protein-coupled receptor signaling pathway. The record is from RefSeq and is a predicted model, not a curated record. Bases 759 to 2393 code for a protein of 544 amino acids. Gene Ontology annotation, cellular component: membrane.